This is a messenger RNA of Thermothelomyces thermophilus ATCC 42464, 2282 nucleotides long. RefSeq lists its product as uncharacterized. The record is from RefSeq and is a predicted model, not a curated record. NCBI's taxonomy places the organism in Eukaryota, Fungi, Ascomycota, Sordariomycetes, Sordariales, Chaetomiaceae. Bases 305 to 2152 code for a protein of 615 amino acids. The transcript is spliced from 2 exons.
AGGGAAGCAUCGUCAACAAAAGCGACCCAUCAGCAAGGAAACGAAACAGCGAAACGACGAAACGACGAAACGACGAGCUGACGGACCCUGUUGCCCUUGUUGCCCUUGGACCCACGCAACCCACGCUUACCGGGGACCGAAUCCAGCCAAACCCCGUUCCCCCAAGAAACCCCCCAGAAAACCCCCUAGCUCAGCGAGCGGUCAGGGGCGCCUUCACCAAUCACAACCAGGGUCUGCAUGAAUCGGGAGAGAUGAGGUUUCCACCCGCCGUUGUCUCGGCCUGAAUUGCUCCAUUCUUUUUCCCAUGACCUCCUCGGUCCUGCUGCGCAUCUGCUUCGUCUCGGCUUGCGCCAACACUCUUUUCAACGCAGGCGACGCCCACUCGCCCAAUUCCCACAAGGCUGCUGUCGUCGCCAGAAGAACGACCCGUCAUCACGCCGCCCUCCUCACACACUGCCUACCCCGACGCUCACUCGCCACCCUCGCAAGGCCCGGUCGCCGGCGAAGGAUCCUGCCCAAGACCUCACACUCCUUUGACACGAUUAACACUGCAACGAAGCGAGCCAAGACAGCUCGCCGUGAUCCGAGGGAAUUCAAAGACAUGGACGAAAUGGUGCUCCUUCAGCGAAGUACGGAUCAGACUAUGCGCGACGGUGCCUCCACCCCCGAGGAGCGGCAUCACCCGAAUCGUGGGGGUAGCCGGGACGAUAGCAAGCCGCGGCGGUUUCCCGACGAUCCUCUAUCGUCUCCCGCUUCUCAAAUGAACGACCUCAUUGAAACACGCUCCGUGCGCUCCGCCUCCACGGCAUCUCGGAACACAAACAGGCUAUCCCUCACGUUACCCAUUGUGCCAGCUACCGCCUAUCCCUCACGGACGGCUCCGGUCUCUGCCACAUCAUCCGCGUUCCCACCAACCCCCCUCGACACUCCUGCUGUGAUGUCCCCGGUUGAUCCAAACGACUUUAUUACCGCGAUAGCAGCGCAGGAACGCCGCGUUCUGGAACUAAAGGAGGAGCUCAACCGUGCCGAAUCUGACCUUGCACGGCUGAAAAGGCAAUGGGCGACCCACGAGGCGUACAAGAAGCGGGCGAAUCGGCGAAAUGUUGAGCCCUUAGCCGGCCUUGGGCCCGCAGCGGAAUUGCAGGAUGAAACUGCAAUCCGACGCAGCAUCGAGCUGGACAGAAGAAAGGCGCUCCUCACUCAGCAAAACCAGCAGCCGGCUCCUGAAAAGAGCAGAAGGCGAGUGUUCACCGGGAGCCACACGCGGACUCUGUCCCUGUUGUCUCCGACGAAGCCAACCGGUACCUUCUCUUCCAACGAUGACGAGCCUGGGAGCAGCAAGCUCGGGUCCGAUAACCGCUAUGCCCCGGCCGCACCCACUCACCUCGCCAAGCGAGCAACCUGGGCGGCGGCACGGUCAACACAGACGACCGGAGUGAAGCAGCUCGCGGAGGACCUCAAGACUGGGCUGUGGACGUUCAUGGAGGACCUUCGCCAAGCAACAGUGGGUGACGAGCCCAUUACCGGCCAGGGCACAUACAUGCGAAGCCGGGACAGCAACAUGAGGUCCGCGGCUACCGGGAGCAGCGAUCAGGACACCAUCCGCGCCUCAGCCAACUCGCGGCCGCGAGUGCAAUCCGCCUUUGACGAGGCAACAAAGGCGUCAGAGACAACAGAGCAACUGGAGAACGACGAGCGCGGAUCCUCGCGGUCCAGCGCCGUCCGGCGCUCUAAAACUGACGCCACCACGCGCCCCACCAAGCGCUUCUCCUGGACUCCUCUGACCAUCGACUCGUACGACGACAAUGACUGGUCCAACUGGGAUAGUCCAAGCACGUCCUCGCCGCGCUGGAGCGGCACCACCGUAAACGGUGACAUCAUUCCCUCCGUUCCCGAGAAGCGCGCCGACGCCGACGAGACCGAGAACGCGACUCUUAAGAAGAGCUUCUCUAAACCUCGUGCCGCGCGCUCUCCUUCCCCCCCGGCAGCCGCCGGCCCGAGCAAGCUCGAGGACCUGCUGCCCCAGGCGCUGAACAAGCUGUCGCCGAGCAACAUCAAGCGGUCAGCGGUGGAUUUCAUGAAGGAAUGGGAGCGCAGCCUGUCUUCUCCCGCAGAGAUUGCGGCUGCUGCGGCUCGCGAGAAGACGGCCUGAAGAAACGGUCGAGUCCUCUUCUGUCUACAAGAUUUCGAACGAAAUAAGAGUUGGAUGCGACAUCCAACCUUUGUUGGCUUCAUGGUUCCGGUUUGUUAGCGUUGCUGUUGGUAUGACGAAACUCGGUACG